Molecule: messenger RNA, 1032 nt
Organism: Aspergillus niger
Lineage: Eukaryota; Fungi; Ascomycota; Eurotiomycetes; Eurotiales; Aspergillaceae
Exons: 1
Coding region: 1-1032 (343 amino acids)
Source: RefSeq, a predicted model, not a curated record
AUGUCGGACUCAACAACAAUCAACAACACGCUCGCCAGCCCAAUCGGGUCCCUUGCCUCCAGUCCCGGCAGCACCCUUGCUUCCCAAUCCGACACUCCUCCAGCGCGGCUGAGCGCCAGCAGUGGCUUUGGCUUCGCCUCCGCCUCCGCCUGGUCUGAGAUCUAUCAGAAUGAAACUGAGAAAGCUCCGGCCACGCAGUUGCUGAGUAUUAGCGAUAAUCCCGGCCAUCUCGAAAGCGAUCCUUCCAGCCUUGUGGAGCACAGCCACUUCAGUGACGACUCUACAGACAGCAUGGAGGACUACGAUAUCGUCAGUGGAGCCAGCUCCCCAAGCUCCCUGUCCUUCCAAAUCGUUGAGCCAGAACGAGAGAAGCUCUACCCAAUCGCCAUCACCAUAUUCGUGGGAAGUCCACGUGCUCAGAAAGAUCGACCCGUCCAUCUCAGCUGCAUCGUGCUCACAUCAGAUUGGCGCCAGGACUUUUUUCCAAACUCGUGCAAAAACAAAGCCGACAAGGCAGUGAAAUGCAAAGACAUCAUAAAGUACAACGAGCAAUGCCUUCCUCAGAUCGCCAAAUUUGCCUGUGCAAUUUGCUCUGAGCCGACCCGCGCCCGAAAAUUCGUGCAUCAGCCCAUUAUGUUUACCCGAACCAGCAAAUCCGGACUGGAGGAUGGACCCCGACGCCGGCUGAUCAUGCGAUUGGGACAGCUUGUUCAUAGUCGGUGGAAGUUCCCUGACAUGAAUGCCACGCUUGGCGGUGCGGCGGAAGCUCAAGUCUUCGAAGUCGCCAUUCCGGUGUGCAACAGGCCAGCCUGCGGCAUAGCAGGUCGGACGUCUGCCCACCAACUCAUCCGGGCCAUUGUCUCGUCCAAUGCGGACUUGGACCCAUCAGUGCUGGACCUUGACAUGGUUAUUCCCUUGGCUGAUUUAGGGGCUGGCAUAGGAGAUUGGACGCCAGAAAGAGCAGAAGUUUUGGUGACGAAGCUAGGGCCAGACUGUGUGCCUCUGGAGGUGCAGUCGCAUGUCGAAGCAUGA